AUGUCGAGAGGAAACGAACAACAACAACAACACGAAGACCACCGAUCAAUGCUAACGAGAAUACAAAGGGAGGAAGGAAAAGGAAACCAAUUAUGCGCGGACUGCCCGACCGGGAACCCGGACUGGGCCUCCGUGUCCAACGGAUUGUGGCUCUGCUUGGGGUGUUCGGGCAUACACAGGAGCUUAGGCGUGCACGUGUCGUUCGUGCGGUCGAUCACGAUGGACAGUUGGAACGCGAAACAGGUAUCUCUGAUGAAACACGGGGGGAACGAAAACAUGAACGCGUAUUUGCGGAAGAAAGGGAACAUAGGGAAACACACGCCGGCGAGAGAGAAGUACAAUUCGAAAUGGGCGGAGAAGUAUCGCGAGAAGUUGAAGGAGAAAGCGGAAGGGAGAGGCGGCGGCCUCGACGGGGAAGAGAAAAAGAAGAAGAAGAGUAAGAAGAAGAAGAGUAAGGAGAAGAAGAAGAAGAAGAAGAGCGAAGAGAGCAGCAGCGGCGAAAGCGAAAGCGAGAGCGAGAGCGGAUCGGAGUCGGAGUCGGAAUCGGAAUCGGAAGAAGAGGAAAACGUGAUGUUUCCGAGCGCGUACGGGAACUCGAAUUUUACCAAGAAGAAGACGAAGACGAAGACGAAAGAGAAGAAGAAAGUGGUGAAGAUGGAGUUGCCAAAAUAUAACGCGCCGGUGGUGAUGACGACGACGACGACGGCGACGACAUCGGCGGUGAAUUCUAUGUUUGCAAACACGACGAGCAGCGGCAAGCCGAGUUUGCUGGCGACCGGUAGCGGCGGCGCGACGAAAAAGAAGAAUCAACGCAAGAAGGAUUACGACGAGGAGGAGGAAGAGGACGGGUGGAAACCGCCGCCGCCGCCAAAACCUCGAGGGUUUUGCGAAGGGAAGUUUUUAGGCGGCAUAUCCGCCGAAGAAUGGGUGAAACAUUUGAAAACUACCCCGGACGUGCAGGAUCGGACGUACCAUUUAAAAAAUAUGACCGCGGAGGAACGCGCCGUGGUGGUCGCGGCUAUGAGUGGUGGCGGGAUGGGCGCCGCGAUGGCCGCGCACGUGGAUGUUGUGAAAAAAAAGAAGCAAUCGUCAGCAACGUUGGCAACGUUUGAUCCGUUUGCAAAACCAGACGACGAAAAGGCGUUGAGUAGUAGCAAUGACGACGAGGAGAGUAGCGACGAGGACGAAUCAGAGGACGCGAGCAGCGACAGCGACGGGGGCGGAGGUAGUAGCAGUAGCGGCGGAAAUAGUAGUAGCGUAGAGGAUAUCGAAAACAGUUCGGACGAAGACGACGACGAGUUUGCCUCGAGACGUUUGAGCAAGAAGAUUGGCAAGGGCGAUGACGACGACGAGGAGGAUGAAGAAAUCGGAUGGAAAAUCUCCGCGGAUACCGUAGAAAAGAACAAAUCGAUUAAACACAAGAAAGCAAUCAAGGAAGUAAAAGCGCCGAUAGAACCUAAGAAAAAGGAGAAGAAGAAAGAGAAGAAAGAGAAGAAAGAGAAGAAAGAGAAGAAAGAGAAGAAAGAGAAGAAGAAGAAAACGACCGAGAAAUCCUUAGAGGAGGAGCUGGAAGAACGCAUGCGUAAAGCGGCGGAAUCGGCGAGGGCGGAAGCGCAAGCCAGAAUCGCCAUGAACAACGGGUUUCAAGACACGGCGUCGGUGUACGCGGCGCCGACGAGUGUAAAGAAAGGGAAAAAGUCAUCAACUGUGCAACCAGAUUAUAACGAACUUUUCCCGUCUGGAGGUGGUGGCGGCGGGGGUUACGGCAACGGCAUGUCGAGCUCAAAACAAUACGAUGGGUUUGGCUCGCAACCGUACUAUCCCGCGCCUGCGCAAGGCGUGAGUUUGAACACCGCCGUGGCGAAAGCGAACGAAGCCGCGAACAAAGCGAAAGGCUGGUUGAGCGGGAAACUCGCGGGUUGGAGCGAUAGUUUGAACGGACAACAGGGCAUUGAUCAACGACCGGGUAGUGGUGCAACGAAUACGACAAAUAGCGCGAACCCGGGCCAAUCGUUCCAGCACCACCCACCCGCGCCGAGCGGCUGGGGAGGCGGCCCCAUCAAUUCUGGACAACCAGAUUUGAGAAAGUAUGGCAAUCAUCAAACGGACGAUCGAUUCUGGAACGACGUGGCGCCAGAAAAAGUCAAAUCGAAAAAGAAGAAAAGUAAAAGCAAGAAAACCGAGGACGAAUUCGCGAAUAGCGUCAACGGGCUGGCCGACGCGUUCGGCGGCCAAGCGAACAUCGACGAUUGGUACGAUUAG
Messenger RNA from Bathycoccus prasinos, 2262 nucleotides. RefSeq lists its product with no specific name. NCBI's taxonomy places the organism in Eukaryota, Viridiplantae, Chlorophyta, Mamiellophyceae, Mamiellales, Bathycoccaceae. Gene Ontology annotation, biological process: regulation of ARF protein signal transduction; regulation of endocytosis. Gene Ontology annotation, cellular component: Golgi membrane. The transcript has a single exon. Gene Ontology annotation, molecular function: GTPase activator activity. The coding region runs from base 1 to 2262 and encodes 753 amino acids. The record is from RefSeq and is a predicted model, not a curated record.